This is a messenger RNA of Cryptosporidium ubiquitum, 2166 nucleotides long. Its product is annotated as AFG1 ATPase family AAA ATPase. Gene Ontology annotation, molecular function: metalloendopeptidase activity; ATP binding; ATP-dependent peptidase activity. NCBI's taxonomy places the organism in Eukaryota, Apicomplexa, Conoidasida, Eucoccidiorida, Cryptosporidiidae. The record is from RefSeq and is a predicted model, not a curated record. Gene Ontology annotation, biological process: mitochondrial protein processing; protein-containing complex assembly. The coding region runs from base 1 to 2166 and encodes 721 amino acids. The transcript has a single exon. Gene Ontology annotation, cellular component: membrane; m-AAA complex.
AUGCUAAGUAUUAAUUUGGUUAAUUAUGUGACAAAAAGGGGAAUUUUCCGAACUAAUACUUUCUCAAAUAUGAUGCUUAAAUUUUUAAGUCCAAAAAGAGAAUUAUUUUUAAGAUUACCACCAGUAUGCCAAAAUGGAGGAUCUGGUUACUUUUUAAUAAAGGCAUUGAUCCAAAGUAAAUUGAGUAGCAAUAGGAGCAGGAAAAUCCCACAUAGGAAAACUAUUGAAGUUAAUAACAAAGAAAAUGCCAAUUUUAAUACCCAAAAUGAAAGGCCAAAAUUUAACAGGUUUUUUAUUUCAAUACUUGGAAUUUCAGGCCUUGGAUUAUUUGCGAAGAUGAAGUAUGAGGAAUUUAAAAACACCAUAACUCUUCAGGAAUUUGUGAAUUUAUACUUGUCUAAAGGUUAUGUUGAGAAAAUUCAAGUUAAUCAUGAAAGAGGUAAAGCUUAUUUGAAAGAAAAUAUGAAUGUAAAUAAUUCAAAUGCCAAUAUAAUUUACUUUAGUAUUGGAGAUAUUUCUUCAUUUGAAAACAAAAUCAAAGAAGUACAAAACUCAAUGGGUAUUAAUACAUUGAACUUUGUUCCAAUAGAAUACUCUCAUUUAAUAUCUUUGAGAAAAGUUGUGAAUGAUUUACUUCCAACAGCAAUUGGAAUUACUAUUGCCAUAUUAUUAUUAAGAACUUUCUCAAAAUCCAUAAGUAAUUCAGCUUCUGACAGAUUAAUUAAGUCAAAUUAUUCAAGUUUUAGCCAAGUUAAAAAUAUUAACAAGAAUGUUAAAUUUAGUGAUAUUGCUGGAAUGAAAGAAGCCAAACAAGAAAUAUAUGAAUUGGUGGAAUUCUUAAAAGAUCCCAAAAAAUUUCAAGAUCUUGGUGCAAAAAUACCAAAAGGUGCUCUACUAGUAGGACCACCAGGUACCGGCAAAACAUUACUAGCAAAGGCUGUUGCUGGUGAAGCUAAUGUACCUUUUUUUUAUAUUUCUGGAAGUGAUUUUAUUGAGAUUUUUGUUGGAAUGGGAGCCAGUAGAGUAAGAGAACUAUUUUCACAAGCAAGAAAGUUAUCUCCAAGUAUUGUUUUUAUUGAUGAAAUUGAUGCAGUUGGGAGAAAACGUGCUAGAGGAGGUGGAUUUGCUGCUUCAUCUAAUGAUGAGAGGGAAAGUACUCUUAAUCAGAUUCUUGUUGAAAUGGAUGGCUUCACGGAAAAUAAUGGAGUAAUAGUUUUAGCAGGAACUAAUCGUUCUGAUGUUUUAGAUCCUGCAUUAACAAGGCCAGGAAGAUUUGAUCGGAUUAUUAAUAUAGAAAGACCAACUCUUGAAGAACGUAAAGAAAUUUUUAAAAUUUAUUUAGAUCCCUUAAAGUUGGAUGAAAAGGUGAGUAGAGAUGAACUAAUUAAAUAUCUUGCUUGUUUAUCUCCAGGUUUUGUUGGAUCAGAAAUCAAGAAUUUAUGUAAUGAAGCUGCAAUACACGCAGCAAGACGUGGAAGUAAUUCUGGAGUUGAGCUGAUUGAUUUUGACAAAGCAUCUGAUAGAAUUAUUGGUGGAGUAAAAAAGCUGGAUGGAUAUCUUUCACCUAAAGAAAAGAAAAUUGUUAGUUUACAUGAAUCUGGCCAUGCAAUUGCUGGUUGGUAUUUAAAACAUGCUGAACCUGUUUUGAAAGUUUCCAUAGUCCCAAGAACAGGAGGUGCUUUAGGAUUUGCUCAAAUGGUACCAAACGAAUUAAGACUUCUUUCUAAAGAAGCUUUGCUUGAUAAAAUUGCUGUUUUAUUAGCAGGAAGAGCUUCUGAAGAGCUUUACUCAGAAUCAAUUACUACAGGUGCGUAUGAUGAUCUUCAAAAAGCUACUAUGAUUGCUAAUUCAAUUAUAACUUUAUAUGGAAUGGACCCUCAAAUUGGAUUAACAACUUUUAAUUCAAAUAUGAAUAUUGAUGAAUCUUCAAAUUCAAAUAAUGGUGGUAAUUACUCUUUAUAUAAACCAUAUUCUGAGGCCACAUCGCAAACUAUAGAUACUAGAAUACAGAAAAUUAUUCAUGACCAGUAUUCUCGUGUUAAGGAAUUAUUAAUUUCAAAAAAAGAGCAGGUCCAUAAACUUUCCGAUUUACUUUUAAAUAAAGAAACUGUUACUAAUGUAGAUAUUACUGAAUGUAUUGGUCCAAUGCCUUCAAAAUCAAUAUAA